Messenger RNA from Cokeromyces recurvatus, 1285 nucleotides. RefSeq names its product DNA polymerase subunit Cdc27. Bases 37 to 1179 code for a protein of 380 amino acids. Gene Ontology annotation, cellular component: nucleus; delta DNA polymerase complex. The record is from RefSeq and is a predicted model, not a curated record. Gene Ontology annotation, molecular function: DNA-directed DNA polymerase activity. Lineage: Eukaryota; Fungi; Mucoromycota; Mucoromycetes; Mucorales; Mucoraceae. Gene Ontology annotation, biological process: DNA replication; DNA synthesis involved in UV-damage excision repair; DNA strand elongation involved in DNA replication. The transcript has 6 exons.
UUUAUUAUUUUUUUUUUUUGUAAUCUUUCAAUAAGCAUGAGCGACUAUGACGAUUACUUGAAUAUAACUGUUAUUCAAGAAAAUAAACCAGUUACAUAUAAAUCCUUGGCCAGAUCUUUAGGAAUUCAUGUUAAUACAGCAAAACAGGUUUUAUAUGAUUUUUCAAAGAAGCAAGUAAAUGUUCAUGCUGUUUAUUGUAUUACAGGAAGAGUUUUACAGAAUAAUCAUUUCACCAUCCAGCUUGUAAAAGAUUCAGAUCUUGAAGAAACUAAGAAAAAAUACAAAGAAAUUACGGGACUUCAUGUUUACAGUCUGACGUCCUUUAAUCCAGAUGAUUUUUCUAUUUUGUAUACAGCUUGUAAGGAAGCACCUAGAUUAGCAAUUGAAGAUCGUGUUAAAUGUGGCAUUCUAAAAAAUACGAAUGCUCGUUUAAAGAAUAUUGCAUCAAAUCGUUUAUCCGAAAAGAAAGACCAGCCUGUUAUUAAAAGCAAUGUAACCACAAACACAAUAAAUACUAAGCCUAUUAUGACGACGACAACUCCCAAAUCCACUACUACUACUAAUGCAGUGAAAAGAAAGGGCACUUUGUCAUUUGGGCCAGCAACCACAAAGAAACAAGCUAUCUCUACUCCAAAGGCCAACAAAUCUAGUGCAGAACAGAUCGAAAAGACCACAGCAAGUAGUAAAAAGAUAGCUGAUGAGCCUAAAACCAAAGACGAGAAUGAAAAACGUAUGGCGAAAACAUCAAUUAAAGCUUCAGAUAUUUUCUCAGAUGAUGAAGAUGAACAUAUGAGUAAGCCUUUACCUAUUGAAGAUAUGAAAACAGAAGAAAAUGAUGAUGAUAUUGUUAUGGAAGAUGUGGAAAAUAAUAAAGAACAGACAAGAGCAAGCAAUGAAAAUAUACAAACCGUUUCAAACACUACAUCAUCAUCUUCAAAGACAAGAAAAAAAGUCCUUAAGAAAAAGACGACUCGAAAUGCCCGUGGAUUUCUUGUUACUGAAGAAGUAUGGGAAUGGGAAUCUGCUGAUGAAAACGAGACCGAUUCAACUCCUACCACACUCAAUAAACCAUCAAAGCCUGUCACUAAUAGUUCAAAAAAUGCAGCUAAAAAGGAUACACCUACUCCUAAGAAAUCAACAGCACAAUCUAAUUUAUUGAGUUUUUUCAAAAAGGCAUAAUUAACAUAUUUUAUAAAACAGCUUCAUUUUAAUAAUAAUAAAAAUAGUCUCUGUUAAUGACAGAUGGUAUUUAUGCUUAUAUAAAUAACUUUUGAUACUAUAGACU